CUAUAAAUCAAAUCACACUCUUCUCGAGUACAGUCUCAGCCUUUUCACUGCUCUCUCAAACUCACUCACCUGUCAUUAGAUUUCACCAGUUUUCAGAUCGCAGAUCUGUUCUUAGAGAUGGCGAAAGAACCAGUGCGUGUUCUCGUAACCGGCGCCGCAGGACAAAUCGGAUAUGCUCUGGUUCCUAUGAUUGCCAGAGGAGUUAUGUUGGGGGCUGACCAGCCUGUGAUCCUUCACAUGCUUGAUAUUCCACCUGCUGCUGAGGCUCUUAAUGGAGUCAAAAUGGAAUUGGUGGAUGCAGCAUUCCCUCUUCUUAAAGGUGUUGUAGCCACAACUGAUGUUGUUGAAGCUUGCACUGGUGUUAGCAUUGCUAUUAUGGUUGGUGGGUUUCCCAGGAAAGAGGGUAUGGAGAGGAAAGAUGUAAUGUCAAAGAAUGUGUCCAUUUACAAGUCUCAAGCUUCUGCUCUUGAGAAGCAUGCUGCAGCUAACUGUAAGGUUUUGGUCGUUGCUAAUCCUGCCAACACCAAUGCCUUGAUUCUGAAAGAAUUCGCGCCAUCUAUCCCAGAGCAGAACAUUACUUGUUUGACUCGAUUGGACCAUAACAGGGCCCUUGGACAGAUUUCAGAGAGAUUGAAUGUGCAAGUAUCAGAUGUUAAAAAUGUCAUUAUUUGGGGAAAUCACUCCUCAACACAGUAUCCUGAUGUCAACCAUGCAUCUGUCAAAACUCCAGCUGGAGAGAAGCCUGUACGUGAGCUUGUUGCUGAUGAUGAAUGGUUGAAUGGAGAGUUCAUAACUACUGUCCAGCAGCGUGGUGCUGCUAUAAUCAAAGCUAGAAAGUUUUCCAGUGCACUUUCUGCUGCUAGUUCUGCAUGUGACCAUAUUCGUGACUGGGUCCUUGGAACCCCGGAGGGUACUUGGGUUUCUAUGGGUGUAUACUCUGAUGGCUCAUACAAUGUCCCCACUGGACUGAUUUAUUCAUUCCCAGUUACUUGCAAAAAUGGAGAAUGGUCUAUCGUACAAGGUCUCUCCAUUGAUGAGUUCUCACGAAAGAAGUUGGAUUUGACUGCUCAAGAGCUCAGUGAGGAGAAAGCACUUGCAUAUUCUUGCCUUUCUUAAUCUCUCCUCCAAUCCUAGCAGGAUCAGAUGUGUGUGAUAAUAGAAUUACUCGCAGAUUUGAAUAAUGCGAUCGUUAAUUAUUGUUGGUGACUAAUGACGGGAGCUGCCUGCUUUCAUCUUACUCUUCAUGUAAUUUGUUGUGCGCGGGGACAUCUUUCAAUUUGUAACCCUUUCCAGUCGUGGACUGAAUCGAAUGAUAACUAUGGAGAAUUGCCUCUCAUACCUCGAUAAUAAAUAUUUGGUAGUUUUGGAUCCUCAGAUUUAUGCUCGUCUAGUAGGUUUGUAUUCUGUGAUUUAUGAUGGUUUUUAACUUCGGAUUA
Molecule: messenger RNA, 1436 nt
Organism: Sesamum indicum (sesame)
Lineage: Eukaryota; Viridiplantae; Streptophyta; Magnoliopsida; Lamiales; Pedaliaceae
Product: malate dehydrogenase
Biological process (GO): malate metabolic process
Molecular function (GO): L-malate dehydrogenase (NAD+) activity
Source: RefSeq, a predicted model, not a curated record